Messenger RNA from Coregonus sp. 'balchen', 21325 nucleotides. Lineage: Eukaryota; Metazoa; Chordata; Actinopteri; Salmoniformes; Salmonidae. The record is from the annotation of a GenBank genome assembly.
AUGACCACUUCAUGGAGCGACAGACUGCAGAACUAUGCAGACCUUCCAGCCAACAUGGACGGGCUGGCCAUGAAGAAGUACCGCAGAGAGGCUUACCAUAGGUAUGUAUGGAUGGACACUGGGAGGGUACACCUGGGGUUAACAUGACCAUAGGUAGGCCGAUGGUUGGAUGGAUACUAUGUAUGGAUGGACACUGUCAGUGACAUUAGUUACCACGGUUAUGGAUACUGUCAGGGGUGACAUGUUCCCAUAAGUAUAUGGAUAGACACUGGGAAGAUAGCCUAGCGGUUAAGAGCGUUGGGCAAGUAACCGAUAGGUUGUUGGCUCGAAUCCCCAAGCCGAUUAGGUGAAAAAUCUGUCUGUGCCCUUGAGAAAGGCACUUAAACCGAAUUGCCCCUGUAAGUCGCUGUGGAUAAGAGCAUCUGCUAAAUGACUAAAACGUAAAUUAUGUGAAAUGAGAUUCAGUUAUAUGAAGCUACUGUAUAUAGCCAGGUACUGUGUGCCACUGUUUUCCUCAGUCAUUAGGCUUCAGGUACAGCAACAUAUGACAGGAUACUAUGAUACUACUUGGUUAUAAAGGUGUUGAAACCCAACCCUCUGUUUGUAAAUGUCUUUCAACUUGGGGUAAACAAAUUUCCACUUAGCCUAAUUCUCCUUUCACACCUCCAUCAUGACUCAGUAUGCCUUCUAAAUCGCUGUGGAUUUGAGUGUAGUGUAGCUGUAGGCUAUUCUUUUGUCAAAUAGCUUUCGACAACCUGUCAGCAAUGUAGAGAGAUUACAGAGUCAGUGUGUACUAGUUUGUUUUACACACAUUCAGUUCUGAAGUCUCUGGAUUUAAUCUAACACUUCCUGAAGCGUCUUCCUCAGAACUUCAUGACCGUUAUACCAACAUCCUGUUCAACUGAAACACAUGUAUUUUCUCAAUACUGACAUCAUUUGUGAUGUGUUUGUGUGCGUUUUAGAGCUUGGCAAUAUGGACAAAAAUCCAUGUCGCGAUAAAUUGCCUGAAUUGAUGCGAUAAUGAUAAAUAGAACGAUACGUUUAUAACAUUAAUGUGCUCCACAGGUUUUUAAAAUGAUCCUUUCAACUACUAGUACUAGUUUGAUGGUUGUAGCCAUCAAUUGUCCCAUUAACAAUCAUCCAUAUUAGCGAACUUAUUUCAUUUCAAACUUCACAUUUCUCUAGUGUAGGCUACUUAUCGUAAUGAACGAUAUCAGCAAAAUGCCUGUCGAUAAUAUUCUGUUUAUCGUCCCAGCUGUAGUGUGUGUGUGUGUGUGUGUGUGUGUGUGUGUGUGUGUGGUCCUACACUAGCUGCGUGCAGCGGUCAAAUAACCUCUCUCUAUGUCCUAACUCGAUAAACUAACCCUCUAAUUCGUUAAAUAUAGGCUAAAGUGUUGCCCAGUCUUAAAAUAGGUUACAAUGUUUUGGCAGUCACUUGCUUUUGUAAUUGGAAAUUGGAAAUGGGGACCCUAAAAUAGAUGAGCCCUAAAUAUAUUUUAUCUAAUGACAGGAAAGAAGCCUGUGGACAUGCAUGCUGGAUAGCUGGCCUUAAUGGUACACAAUGGCAGUGGGCAGGAAUGCUGGCUCCAUGUCUGUGCGAUAAACAGUGGCUUGUGCAACGUUUAACUUCACUAAAGAGACGUUGUGUGUGCUUGUGCGGGUUAAUUGCAGUUAUUUAAUACGGUUACACAACCUAUGGACAUUACAGCGGCGCUAAAGCUGUCACUCUUCUGUCACUGUGUCACUGUUAGGUCUAUCUGCGUUCACUGACUUCACUGGCACUUUGGCAUCUGUCAGGAAAUCUGUAAGCUCCUCACAAAAACAGCAUUGAACUUUUACUGCCUGGUUCUUUUGUUGUUUUUGAGAGAGGGGUUGAUAGAUUUAUGUACAUCUAAGAACACUUUUUUGAAAUGUCGGGGCUAGUCUAACAAGCUUUGCCGAUUCCAAAAUAUCAGCAACCUUUACAGAAAUAAUAAUAUCUUUGCUGAAAGGUUGAUGAAACCAUACACUUAAACAAUCCACUCAAUCAGUAAGGCUAACACCAUUUGUAAGUCUCACAGAGAAGGGUCUGUUCAACUUAGAUAAACUCGUUCACGGUAGGUUCAAUGUACUGUUUCCAUAAGGUAAGGGUACUGGUGGAACACAUCUGCCUGAUUGUCACACACUGUGGUCUGCCUAAGCUAGGGAUUCACUGUUAGAUAUAGACUACAUAGAAAUAGAAUCAGUGUGCUCUGAGGGGCUUUACCCAUUCUAGUAAAUCUAUUUCUACGUGGCCUGCACCUAAAAGGGAAUCCCUCAGUCAGACCACAGUGGUGACAAACAGACAAUCAGGUAAUGGUAGGCUAGUACAAGAGUCCGGCCCACACAUUCAGUCUAUUUGAGGCCCAGUCAUCAGGCCAAAGUUGGCUGUCCCCCACCGCCACUCUUUGUCAAUAGUAGGGAGAAGAGUACUCAACAUUUCUGACUCCCGCUCACAUUCACCUCAGAACAUCUUGGUCUAUUUGCAGAAAGAGGGCCUUAACUGUACUCCUACAGUUUGACCAUUUAAACUGUUCAUAGGGGGACCGUAGCAAGGAGAAGUCCAGUAAUCUACCCAUUACUUCAAGACCCCGCUUUGUACUCAAUACUGAGAAUACAGUAGAUCCUUCUUAGGCCUACUCACAUUCCAGACGAUUGUUAUCAGUUAGCCUAGAGAGACCUCAGCUGUAAGCUAAAGCUUAGUGUCAGUAGUAGGUCUACCUCACUUCCAGUGCACUGACAUUGUAAUUGUAUCAUCCAUAUUAGGGAUUGUAAGCAUCAGGUAAUAGGCUAUUUCUGAUGAAAUUCUGCUGAGUUAGACUCCUUAAAGCAGUGAAUGGUGUUACAAUCUCCUUAUUCCUGAUGGAUAGCAUAGCCCCUAUUCACAAUGCGUCUCAGAGUAGGAGUGCAGAUCUAGGAUCAGGUCACCCCGGUCCAUACAAUCACAUUCAUUAUCAUCUAAAAGACUAAACUGAUCCUAGUACUCUGAGACUCUUUGCGAAUACAGGCUUGGGCCUUAGUAAUGUACAGUAGCCUAGCUCCAGUGGCUUAGGGCCUGGGAGGGACUGAGUUUGUUGCUGUUUCCACCUGACGGAUUGUUCUGGAUGUCUUUGAUGGCUCGAGCAAACAACAACUCCCUGCCACCAACAACACUAGUGGCAAACAGGCACCACAAACAACAACAACAGAGAAUGAUGCAGAAUAGCCACAAUAAUUUUUGCAACAAGUCAGAAAUUGAAUAGCAAGGAAGCAAAGAGAGUGGGCUCUUUUGUUUCUGGGCUGUAGCUGGAAUAGCGUUACGGCAGGCUAGGCCAGCGCCCAGGCUAGUACGCUUUUAAUCACGACACAGAAUGCAUCGUUUUUCUGCUGUCGGGUUUAACUCGCAAUGGAAGCUGGUUCAGUAUGGAGCUGCAGCAAGGUAAUGACAAAAUAUUGGAUCAUUUCUGAAUGUUUUAUGGUCUAUUUCCUAGGGCCGGGACCAUACCAGUAUCACAAUAUGUUUUCCGUGGUCAAAAUGAAAACACGAAGCAGACCAAAUUCUUUGCUCCUUUAAAAACCUGCUGUAUGUAAAAUAUUGUGCUAUAGCUUGGAAAAUACAUACAUGUGACUCUGGAUGACAGCAUAAUGAUGUCUGUUUCCAACAUUAGGGCUUUUUUUUGUAAAGAAGUUAAAUUUGAAUUGUGUUUUGUUUUGUUUCCUUGCCAUGAUACUAACGUGUAUCGCGAUACUGUUGUCGUCCCGGACCUACUAUUUCCUUGAAUAGGAAAAGAGUAGUGUUAGGGUGUUGUGAAAAUUAGGAUUGUGUCAUACAGAAACUCGCAUAGAUAUUGAUUGAUUGUUUUGGAGCAAAGUAAAACAGGUUUGUAGAACCUGUUUUCAAUCUCCUUAGUAACUGUCACGCCCUGUCUCUAGGGACUCUUUUAAGUUGAGCCAGGGUGUGUAGAGUUUAUGUUUUGUGCUCGUUGUGUCUAGUUUUUGUUUAUCUAUGUUGGCCAGAGUGGUUCUCAAUCAGAGGCAACGAGUAUCAGCUGUUGCUGGUUGUCUCUGAUUGGGAACCAUAUUUAGUCAGGUGGUUUUCCCACAGUGUUUGUGGGAUCUUGUUCCGUGUUGGUUUGUGUUUUGCACCUGUGGACGUCACGUAUCGAUUUGUUGUUUUGUUCGUGUAUCAUUUAAUAAAUAUGUAUGUUCACCUUCCACGCUGCGCCUUGGUCCUCUAUAUCUGACGAUCGUGACAGUAACAGAUAUGCAAUUGUUGAACUGGAUAGAAAUAAAUUGCUAGAUUAAUUACAUUGAUUUGUGCUUGAAAACAUCUGGAGACUUCUUUGAAUACCAACAUAUUUAUAAAAACAUGUACGGCGAAAUUCUAUGUGUAGCCUAAUCUUUGUGAUACGAGUUACUUUGCCGUAUAAGUUGUUUUGUGGUAGUUUGUUCAAAAGCUGUAGGUAGCAGGCUAGGCUGAGCUAACACAGUGAAGCCUAGAACCAGAGGAACAGAGAUCUCUCUGGCUGGAGCUGCCUGGCCUGGCCUGCCAUUGGAGAUGGCUGGAUCAGAAAGUGUCAGGCAGGAUAUGCCAACAAUGCCGACCACUCCGGCCAUGCAGGUCCCCCUACCAUGCCUUCAGAUUUACCACCGGGAACAGUUGAGCUAGUUGAGCUGCCACGGUGAACAUGCUGUCUAUGCAGAAUGGAGAGUCAUGUUCAUUAGGACUGAAACGGGGAUGGAACUUGUCCAAUAAGAAAUGCUCAUUUUGUUGUCCAUUGCUAAAUGUUUUGCCAUAGUGUGCGCUUGUGAACGUACCCUGCAGGAAGCAAUGCACUGUCAAAGGGCUAGCUGUCUAACACUCAAAUUCCUAUGUUUUGAAGACAUGGGUGGGAACUGUACUUGUAAGGCUAGAGAAAAUAAGAGCUUACUGACUUCAUUAUCUGUGUCAGAUUGUUUCUAAUAUCUGUUUUGAGGCCAUGCAAAUCAAUUUUAGAUGUUUGUUAGGCUAUAUUUCAAAAUGAGACCCCAUCACAAGAUGGUUAAUAUAGGAUUUCAUCAGAAAAAUACCUCCGCUCAUUCUUCUUCUGUGAGAGAGCCAACUUCUCCUAAUCUUCUCCUUGCACACAGAGGUAGUACUGUCUUGUAUGUCUCUCAAAAUCACCCUUCUGAUUCUAUCCUUCUCUGUUUUCUCCCUUUUUUAGAGUUUUUGUAAACAGAAGCUUGGCCAUGGAGAAGAUUAAAUGCUUUGGCUUCGAUAUGGAUUACACUCUAGCUGGUAAGUGCCCUACAGUCGCUGCCCUGGCCGUCAACGCUUCUUUACAGUGUGUGUGGUGUGUGCGCCCUCGGCACACCGUCCAGACUUUACAAUGUUGGCUAAGUCAGCUCUCGUUCGGUUGGCAUAGCAAUUAGUCGUCGGCCAUAUUGAUUUCUCCUUCAGUGUUUGUUGACAAAGUACUCCGGGUCAGAACAGAGGCUCACGUGUCAUUCGAUAAGCCCAGACCAGACUCACUGGGGCCUAGGGGGGCUAGGGGUCGUGGGUAGAAGGACAGGGAAGGUGUAGGUUUCUUGGGGUACAGCGAUGAUGGAAAAAGGUGAGUUCUUCAGAAGCAUUCUGUAAUGGGGAGGAAAACGCAUGAACUGAAUCUAGUUCGAUUUAGAUGGUAGCUUAGAGGUAUUGAGCGACUGUUUUUAUUCACUUCUGUCAUUGGAAUUUGUAAACAACAAAACUCUUUGACCUCAAGUGCAUGGCUAAAACUAUCCUCACACUAGUACAGUUUCUCUGUAUUGGACUAAGCAAUAGUAAAAUAGUAGCAGUAAUUUGCUAAUAGUUUUCCAAGUGACAAUAGGUUGUCCAUAAUCCAUUGAACUGACGGUCAACCACAUGAAGGCUAGGCCAAAGCCAAUUAGGGGACAUCUCUUGACACAAUGUGUUAAUGAUGGUGUUGACAUGCGUCCGUGCCCGAUUUUAACUGCAUGACGAACCAGAACCCGAGCUAAGGUUCUCCCCAGUGACUGCAGGAGGCUGAGGUGUCGCUGUGUCGUGCUCUGGCCGGGGACGCCACAGCCCGUUCCUGCGGUCGCAACUCGAGCGUUGAGUGAAGCGAUACGAUAGCCCUGGCAUCUUGUAAACAUCAUCACUUGGUUAUGGGCCGUCCCAUAUAAAGAGGCUACAUGUCAACAGUUGAGCAUCUGUAAAAUCUACCCUCAGAUGAUGGAAAUGUGAUAUGGUCCGUAUGUGUGUUUACGGGUACAAGCUAUCCCCUUUCCCUAGGGAUGACCCCCUCCUCAAAGUCAGACACACACACUGUAUUUAUAGAGGAAUUACCAACCCUCCUGUUAGCUGAGUCACUGAAGCACGUUUAGCUAGAUAGAUAGCGCCUAAAGAGUCAAACCACUCACUGGGACGACUUCUCAUGGCAGCAGGUCGGCUAUACAUUGGUUUCUCUUUAUAGUGAGGAUUUAAAAGGAGGGCUGUUCUCUCUUAUCUUAAGGAGUUUUUUUUUAGGAGUUGUACACAAUUGUUUUCAAACAACGUGGUUCAAUCUACAACAAAUCCUCUUACUGUAAGUAGACCAUAACCAUACAGUAUACAUCCAUAUGAGGAUCAUGAUAUCUGGUAAAAAUAACCAUGUUCUUCCAUGAUAGGCCUUCUGUCAUUAGCUGUGUGUCACACAGAGAAGAUCAAAUGUCAUGAAGUGCUCCAGUAUUUCCAUAUCAAUAUGAUAGUCCUAUAUAUGGGGCUCCCGAGUGACGCAGCGGUCUAAGGCACUGCAUCUCAGUGCUUGAGGCGUCACUACAGACCCCCUGGUUCGAUUCCAGGCUGUAUCACAACCAGCCGUGAUUGGGAGUCCCAUAGGGCGGCGCACAAUUGGCCCAGCGUCGUCCAGGUUUGGCCAGUGUAGGCCAUCAUUGUAAAUAAGAAUUUGUUCUUAACUGACUUGCCUAGCUAAAUAAAGGUAAAAUAAAAAAUAAAAAUAAAUAUAUAUACAGUAUUUCCAUAUCAAUAUGAUAGUCCUAUAUACAGUAUUUCCAUAUUAAGAUCAUGAUGCCUGGUAAAAGAGAAGGGCAUUAGUUGAACCAUGCCCUUCUAUGAUAGGUCAUCCGUCAUUAACUGUGGUUUAUAUCAAAGGUCAUGAAAUAAUCCGGUGAUGACAGCUCUGUGGCCUAACACUGUCCCCGUCCACUCGCCUCUAGCAAAUUACCGUGGUAACUAGAUACCCCCAGCAUCGCUGGCUGACACAUCUGUCCUCGACUCCUCGCUGUUCUGAAAACACAACCUAGAGAGGAUGUAGCUCAGUUUGUAGAGCAUGGCGUUUGCAACGCCAGGGUUGUGGGUUCGAUUCCCACGGGGGGUAUGAAAAAAGUAAUGUAUGCACUAACUGUAAGUCGCUCUGGAUAAGAGCGUCUGCUAAAUGACUUAAAUGUAAAUGUAGAGAGAGGCUUCACUGUACUGUAGUUCAAAUGACACACACACGCACACAUACUGUUAUGAAAACAACCUACUGAGAGACUCCACUGUUCUGAGAAGCUCAACUGACAAUGGAGCCACACUGUUGACCUGUUAGUUCUAUGGGGCACAGGAUUAUUUUUCACUGUUCUAUUGUAGCAUGGUGAUUAGCCUGAAAGCCGUUCGGUUUAGAAUAAGCUAGGCUAUGCUAUGCUAUGCUAUGCUAGGCUAACUCUUAGCCUUUGGCAGAGCGGAGCCCAAGCUACUAGUAGUACUCAUGUUAAUUGAUGUUAUUUUGACACGGUGUUGCUGUCUAAUAAAGAUACUGCUGUCAAAGUGACAGCGAUGUCUGGACCCCCCUCCGAGACAGCUAGAUACUUAUUUAGGCCUAUAAUUAGCAACCAGGAAGUUGGACAGAAGACACUUCAUAUGUCAUAAGCUAUGCCUACGUUCCAUAUAGCACCGUAUUCCCUAUAUAGUGCACUUUUUUUGACCUGGUACCAUAGGGCUCUGGUCAAAAUUAGUGCACUAUGUUGGGAAUAGGGUGCCAUUUGGGAUGAAGCCUAUUUAUGUAUCUGUAUAUAGUACAGUCUAGUCCAGUAGAUUUACAGGUCUAUGACCAUGUUUUAGUUAAAGGGUUACGUUGUUUACCCUUAGGUGAGGGGUAUAGCUUACAUUUGGAAUGAAAGUGACCCUGGAGGGCUGUAAAUUAUAGCCUGGUAAUGCGCACGCACGCACACACACACCACGCACACACACACACAGCUUAAGGGAAUUAUCUGUCAACGACUGCGUCAGGAGAGGAGGUGGUAAUGGAUCCCCAAGCUAAGUGUGUGUUUGUUACCAGGCAAUAAUUUACAGCCUUCCAGCGUCACUUUCGUCCCAAAUGUAAGCUAUACCCCUCACCUAAGGGUAAACAACGUAACCCUUUAACUAAAACAUGGUCAUAGACCUGUGAAUCUAUUGGACUAGACCAGGGAUGGGCCACCGGACAAUUUCACCCCUCCCCCCCACAUUUUUUAUUUAUUAUAUAUUUAAUUGUUUUACUUUGUCGGAAUCUCAACUUACUGUUAGUUUUUUUAGAUCUGUAAAUUAGUCUAGCUAUCUAAAUCUCUAGUAACCAUGGUCAAAUUACUGACCGGGGUGGGGCCCAUUGAUCAUCAGUUUUUUUUUUUUUCGCUGUCACGAGGGGUGCCCGCUAAAAUGUUUUGCUCGCAAGGUGAGGGGGUAUGGAUGUGGGUACACAGACCCAUUGCGGCCCAUCAUGAUGAGUUCAGUUUUUUUGUGGCCCCCACCCCCAUCAAAGGUGCCCAUCCCUGGACUAGACUGUGCUAUAUAUACAGGCAUAAAUAGGCCUUGUGUGUGUGUUUCCCCGCCUGUGUGUGUUUAAACUAAAGCUGUCUGAAGGUCGCAGCAGUGGACAGUGCGAGGGAGAGAGCUCGGCUCUUCGCCGGCCAACCAAAGAGAGCGAGAGGGAAGGUGACGGAGGGGAAAAUACUCUCAAAAUAGGUUUCUUUGUAACAGCCACAGAGCUUAGGGAAAUGGAGGCAGGGAUGGUGCGAUGGGGGGGGCUAUUUGUAUGGAAGAAUCUGGCCCAGGACUGUGCGACUCUUCGAGGCUGCAGCACUGGGCGCGCUGCCCACCACUCCUCUGCUCCGCUAGCUAGCUAGGGACACUGGAACGCCACAGGGGAUUUGAACUCACCAGAGAGAGAGAAAACACACAGUUGGGCUUAGAGGCAAACACACAAAUGGGUAAAUACACACUCAUGCACACACACACACACACGUUACACUAAGAAGGACGUGUAUCUAGACUUAUUCACACUCACAGACCUCUCUCGCUCUCUGUCUCUCUCUCUGUCUCUGUCUAUCGGUUUGUCUGUGCACGCUAACUCAGUAAGACACAGAUGUUUGCCCAGGCCUAUUCCUUCCACGUUUGGGGUCUCUGUGCUAGCUAGCUUAGCCCCACAUCGCCCUUCCUGCUCCCUCUAAGCAUCAGCCAAGUCCUCCCCUCCUGCAGCCUGAUUGGACCUAAUGUGGAAAAACACCCUUUAUAUUAAUACCAUCUGACAGCUCCUUCUUCCAAUGUCAGUUAGCAUUGUAAUCGGCUGAUAGGCUUCUCUGGCCCAGGCCUGGACAUUGAAUCCCUCUCUACUUUUCCCCUUCAUCCCUGGCUUUGCUCGUUAGGCCUGGGGGUGUGUUCAUUAGGCACCAAACGGAGGAAAAUGGACUGAAACAGGGAGGGACUAUGUGGAAUUGCCCAAUAAGAAAGGCUUAUUAUCCUUUUCCGUUGCAAAACCUUGAAAAAUGUUUUCCGUCACGUGCCCUAAUGAACAGGACCCUGGAGAAGUCUGGUUGUUUGGUCUCUGAAUGUCAUCGUCUCCACAGGCCUAAUUAGAACCAGAGUUGAGAGUUGAGCUAUGGAUCCUGUUUCUCCACGGAUUAGAUCAUAGGAUAUUCAGUCCCCCGCGCUCUGUGUGUGUGUGUGUGUGUGUAACUUUAGGGGGAGAGAGGCUAUGUUAUUACCAGCAGUAUCUCAGAUACACUGACGGUUAGGGUUAUUUUUUAAAUACCUGUGGCACGUUGCAAUAGCUUACGUACUGUUAUCUAGUGGAGUUGAAUGGGCCCACAUUGGCUGGUUGAGGAUAAAUGGGAGGCUGCUAUUUACAGAGUAGUCCAUUCGCGAACAGGCAAUUAGACUUGACUUCCUCCUACGUCCUUCUCCUCCUAAAUGUAUGGUGUCCCAGUGUUGUUAUGUCACUGUAUAGGCAUCAUGGAGUGCUGAUGUAUGACUCUGUGUAGCCUAUACUGGCUUGUGUUAAAUGCUAAUGUAUGACUCUGUGUAGCCUAUACUGGCUUGUGUUAAAUGCUAACGUGUGACUCUGUGUAGCCUAUACCGGCUUGUGUUAAAUGCUAACGUGUGACUCUGUGUAGCCUAUACCGGCUUGUGUUAAAUGCUAACGUGUGACUCUGUGUAGCCUAUACUGGCUUGUGUUAAAUGCUAACGUGUGACUCUGUGUAGCCUAUACUGGCUUGUGUUAAAUGCUAACGUGUGACUCUGUGUAGCCUAUACCGGCUUGUGUUAAAUGCUAACGUGUGACUCUGUGUAGCCUAUACUGGCUUGUGUUAAAUGCUAACGUGUGACUCUGUGUAGCCUAUACUGGCUUGUGUUAAAUGCUAACGUGUGACUCUGUGUAGCCUAUACUGGCUUGUGUUAAAUGCUAACGUGUGACUCUGUGUAGCCUAUACCGGCUUGUGUUUAAUGCUAAUGUGUGUCUCUGUGUGUGUUUCUAUUCUCCAGUGUACAAGUCUCCAGAGUAUGAGUCCCUGGGCUUUGAGCUGACUGUGGAGCGCCUGGUCCACAUCGGUUACCCCCAGGAGCUGCUCAGCUUCGUCUACGACCCCGCCUUCCCCACCAGGUGACCACACACACACAUACACACACCAGGUGACCACCAAUCACAUCAUACCACAGUUAAUGUUGUUGCCAUGGCGACGACGUUAUAAUGCUAUAAAAAAAUAAAGGAAAAUGCUUUAUCAACGGGGCACUAUCUGUACUUUAUUACCAGGUACCUAUCACAUCAUUGUUGCCAUGGUGAGGACGUUUUAAUGCUAUAUUUGUACCUGGAUGCGUGGGUUUCUAAUUUGGUCCUGGUUGUAGCUAGGUAGAUUUUCUGAUGGUCUUUUUAAAGAUCAUGUAUAAACUAUUUAUAGAUGUAUUAUAACUGACUGAAUCAUGUUUUUUCUCUGUAUUUCUUCAGAGGCCUGGUGUUUGACACCAUGUAUGGGAACCUGUUGAAGGUGGAUGCGUACGGCAACAUCCUGGUCUGUGUCCACGGGUUCAAUUUCCUACGAGGGUAAAUAGUGAACCCAAUACUCUCCUAACCUUCUCACAAUGUCCUCCCUACAUCCCCUCCCCCUGAUCAUUGACCGCUUUGAAGGUUAGAUCUACCUGCCAAGAAAGUCUCCUGACAUUGUAUUUUAUUUUUCUCUUCUCUCCCCAGACCUGAAAUUCGGGAGCUAUACCCGAACAAGUUCAUCCAACGUGACGAUACUGAACGUUUCUAUAUCCUCAACACUCUCUUCAACCUGCCAGGUAGAAGGAGGAGAGAUUCUGUCCAUGACAGAGCCAUUACAUUGUUUAAAAAUGUUUUUAUCUCCAUCUAGAUACAACUGUCAUUCAUAAGAGGGACAAGCCCAGACAUGCCCUCCAUUUUGUCUGAGCACAGUUUGAGGCAAGGCCAUGGAGUUCAACUCAACUUUAUUGACACUCGAUUGAUUUUAUAGUACAGUUUCCCUCUCUCUCCACAGAGACCUACCUCUUUGCCUGCCUCGUGGACUUCUUCUCAAACUGUGACAGAUAUGCAAGGUAAGGAAUCCCUAAUCACACUACCCACCUUAUUUUUCUUGUUUGUUAUAUAAUAAAUAUGCAACUAAUUCCUGGAUAUGACAUGGCAACAGUGAUAAGCCAAUUAGACAACAUGACAACAGGGUAGGUCCAUAUCUCAGCCAAAAAAAAUCCUCUAGCCCUAACCCUGAUAAGCCAGUGGUUGAGCAAUAGGACAACCCUUUAUUGUGUCAUAAACUAGAUACUUUAUUAGGAUUACUCCGCUAUCUGAAUGAUUAUUGAUCUUUGAUACUAAUCAUUCAACGAAUGCAUGCAGUAAUGUAAUUCUAAAUUCCAUAUCUUCAGAUUAUAUUACUUUUUAUUAUGUAAAUUAAUAUGUAAUGACUAAUCAUCAUCUAGCAUGAUGUAAUAUCAUGAUGUCUAUCUUCUUGAUAUAAUUAUACAAUCAUUUGUUAGCGAUAGUUUUAAUGAAUUCUAUGUGUGACGAUGUAAUCUGCAAUGGAAUGGCUGCAUGUCUUCUCCUCUGAAAUGAGUUGUUGGUCUUUUAGGGGGAGAUUGCUUUCCUGUUUGGCUGGAAACCACCUCAAACAAGGGAAGACUAUCCCAUUUAAAAGCAAAACAAAAACAAAACAAAAAUGUAGUGAAAAUGGCUACUAGCGUUUAAAAGCAAAGCUCUCUGUCUGGCCUUGGCCUGUCCACUGGCUCUGUGUGUCCCUCUCCUCCCCCCUUACCUCAGCUGUGAGACGGGCUUUAAAGAUGGCGACCUCUUCAUGUCCUUCAAGAGCAUGUUCCAGGACAUCCGCGACGCCGUCGAUUGGGUCCACUUCAAGGUAGCGUGAUGAUGAAGUCUAUCACAAAGCAAUAAUUUAGUCACUUCAAUUCACUUUACUUCCAUUUCAAGGUAGUAUUUGGGGUAAACGCACAAUGAUCUUUAUCUUGAAGCAAUCAUUUAUUGUUUAUCGUAGUGCUAAUGGUAUGUACACUGACUGAUUGAGAUGGUUUACAGUGAGUGCCAUCAUAAAGAAGACAUUUUGUAUGAUAUACAUGAAUACUUGUUAUUUUUCUAUGUAUUUCAACCCAUUUACCUGUAGUCCUGUCUUCCAGGGCACCCUGAAGGAAAAGACAGUAGAGAACCUUGAAAAAUACGUAGUGAGAGAUGUAAGUACACACGUUAACAUUUUAUCAGCCCCUUUACCGCUCAAUUUACCGUAUUUUCCGCACUAUAAGGCGCACUUAAAAGCCUUUACAUUUCUCAAAAUACGACAGUGCGCCUUAUAAUCCGGAGCGCCUUAUAUAUGGAUCAAUUGGUUAAUUGGUUGAUCCAUACUGGUUGUACACGGCGCUCAAGGCGCUCUGUCAAAAUGUUUCAGUAUGAAAAACCAAUAAAAACAAUUUAAUAAUAAUGAAAUGUUUCAGUACGACUGGUAAACUACAAAGCCGCACCGCUUGCAGCAUUACGGCUACAGUAGUCAGUAAACACCGGUACUGUGCUUACUCACAGUCCCACACCACUUGUGUGUGUAUAAAGACCCCAAAAUUGUUGUCAGAAUGCUUAAUAAAGUUUGACUUUAUCUGACUGUUUUGUUGACAUUCCCUUUAGCACAGCUCCAUCUAGUGGAUGCAUAACGCAACCCCAGUCAAACGUUUGACUGCAGUAUCUUCUAUUCUAUGCGCCUUAUAAUCCGGUGCGCCCUAUAUAUGAAAACAGUUCUAAAAUAGGCCAUUCAUUGAAGGUGCGCCUUAUAAUCCGGUGCGCCUUAUAGUCCGGAAAAUACGGUAUAUCAUAUUCCUAUGGGAACACACUAACAUGACUUCAAAUAGGUUAACAGUUACUUGAAGUCUGUCUGUAUUCCCGUAGGAACACACUGUAUAUGAUAAUGACUUUGUAAUAUUUAAUGUUCUCUCCCAUGAAGGCAAAGUUACCUCUCCUGCUGAGUAGAAUGAAUGAAGUAGCCAAGGUGUUCCUGGCCACCAACAGUGACUACAAAUACACACACGUGAGUACACAGUACUGACCACUGUUUACACACACACAAUGGGGAAUGGACGCUUCACAUGCGCAAUACACAGUAACAGACACCUUCAGAGUCCAAAACAAUAGGGAAGUCCUGCCUUGUUAAACGUCCAUGCAAAACAACAUUAAUGUGCAAAGCAAACGUACACACACCUUCACAAAACAUGUCCUGGCAAACUGUCACGUUUGCAUAUGAAACUGGGGUGAUGUGUUUGCAUACUGAACUGGGGCGUAUAGCUACAGCAUCUGUCCCAGUCACAAAGGCAUUUAAAUGAGAUGACUAAUAGACUUGUUAUGUCGUUUAAUUUUCUCACAGAAGAUCAUGACAUACCUUUUUGACUUCCCCCACGGCCCAAAGGUAAGAGAAUAAUUUGAACAUUCAUACAUGGGAUUCUUCCAUAGACAUGAAAUCUUCUUAACUUAUAUAGAUGCAUGUUGUUAACUAUAGUCUGUACAUAUUGACCAGAAUCUGUCUGUGGUUGUGUUGCAGCACGGGACGUCCCACCGGCCGUGGCAGUCAUACUUUGACCUGAUUCUGGUGGACGCCAGGAAGCCUCUGUUCUUUGGAGAGGGAACGGUGCUCAGACAAGUCGACACAGUGAGUAAAACACCCUCACACCUCUACACUCACACAGAUGGAGAAGGGGUUCUGUCAGAAUACCAUGCCAAGACUUUGAGUGUGAUAACCAAAUAGUGUGAUAACCUAAUAGUGUGAUAGCCGCACACGUGUGAUAGCCUAAUAGUGUGGUAGCCGCACAUGUGGGGUAGCCUAAUAGUGUGGUAGCCUAAUAGUGUGGUAGCCGCACACGUAGGGUAGCCUAAUAGUGUGGUAGCCUAAUAGUGUGGUAGCCUAAUAGUGUGGUAGCCGCACACGCAGGGUAGCCUAAUAGUGUGGUAACCUAAUAGUAUGGUAGCCGCACACGUGGGGUAGCCUAAUAGUGAGGUAACCUAAUAGUGGGGUAACCUAAUAGCUAAUUGGUCACACAAUGUGAAGUACAACUUCUACAAAAUUUAUAAUCGAGGGCCAGUACUUGACAUUGUUUUGCGGUGAGGCUACUGUUUGGAGUGAAGCUACUGUUCUAUGUGUUCUCUGUUGUUAGACGACAGGGCGGCUGAAGAUCGGGACCUACACAGGACCCCUGCACCAUGGCAUUGUCUACUCUGGAGGUAAGAUAUAUUACCUGGGGAAAUACACUGACUCAUAGCACUUCAAACUUCACAAAUCAUCUAACUAGUAGAGGACUUAUAAACAAGAUGGAUCUCAGUUAACCUUUAUUUAGCCAGCAUUGUCUUCUCAACAACUUUCACUGUUCUCCAGGGAGCCCUGGGAGCCCUAAAAACAAAACAAUGGGAUAAAUCUAAAAACAACAAGGUUAAAUCUUUAAUAAAACAACAUCCAUUCUUUAAUAAAACAACAUCUACAUUUCAAUAUGUCCCUCUCUCUCCCCCAGGUUCUUCUGACAUCGUGUGUGACCUGCUGGGGGCCAAGGGCAAGGACAUCGUCUACAUCGGAGACCACAUCUUCGGGGACAUCCUCAAGUCCAAGAAACGCCAGGGCUGGAGGACCUUCCUGGUCAUCCCCGAGCUGGCCCAGGAGUUGCAUGUCUGGACUGACAAGAGCUGUGAGUCACACACACAGUCACACACACAGUCACACACACACAGUCACACACACACAGUCACACACACACAGUCACACACACAAAAGGACGGACGGACAAACCCAUGCAAUUAGCUAGACAGCCGUGUGCACACAGGCAGAGGCUGAUAGACACACACACACUAGAGAGCAGUAUUCCUCUGUAGCUCAGUUGGUAGAGCAUGGCGCUUGCAACGGCCAGAAUUAUGGGUUCGGUUCCCGGGACCACCCAUACGUAAAAUGUAUGCACGCAUGACUGUAUGUCGCUUUGGAUAAAAGCGUCUGCUAAAUGGCAUACGGUGCCUUCAGAAAGUAUUAAUAUCCCUUGGCUUAUUCCACAUUUUGUUGUGUUACAGCCUGAAUUCAAAAUGAAAUAAAAUUUUUACACACAAUACCCCAUAAUGACACAUGUUUGUGUUUUAUUGAAAAUGAAAUACAGAAAUAUCUCAUUUACAUAAGUAUGCACACCCCUGAGUCAAUACAUGUUAGAAUCACCUUUGGCAGUGAUUACAGCUUUGAGUCUUUCUGGGUAAGUCUCUAAGAGCUUUGCACACCUUGAUUGUACAAUAUAUGCACAUUAUUAAAAUAAUCAAGCUCUGUCAAAUUGUUUGUUGAUCAUUGCUAGACAGCCAUUUUCAAGUCUUGUCAUAGAUUUUCAAGCCAAUUUUAAGUCAAAACUGUAACUAGGCCACUUAGAAACAUUCAACGUAAUCUUGGUAAGCAACUCCAGGUUAUAUUUGGCCUUGUGUUUUAGAUUAUUGUCCUGCUGAAAGGUUAAUUUGUCUCCCAGUGUCUGUUGGAAAGCAGACUGAACCAGGUUUUCCUCUAGGAUUUUGCCUGUGCUUCGCUUUAUUCCAUUUAUUUUUAUGCUAAAAAUCUCCCUUGCCGAUGACAAGCAUACCGAUAACAUGAUGCAGCCACCACCAUGCUUGAAAAUAUGAAGAGUGGUACUCCGUGAUGUGUUGUGUUGGAUUUGCCCCAAACAUAACGCUUUGUAUUCAGGACAUGAAGUAUUUUUUGAAGUUUUUGAUGCAUGUUUUGGAAUAUUUUUAUUCUGUGCAGGCUUCCUUCUUUUCACGCUGUCAUUUAUAUUAGUAUUGUGGAGUAACUACAAUGUUGUUGAUCCAUCCUCAGUUAUCACAACCAUUAAACUCUGUAACUGUUUUAAAGUCACUAUUGGCCUCAUGGUGAAAUCCCUGAGCGGUUUCCUUCCUCUCCGGCAACUGAGUUAGGAAGGGCGCCUGUAUCUUUGUUGUGACUGGGUGUAUUGAUACACCAUCCAAAGUGUAAUUAAUAACUUCACCAUGCUCAAAGGGAUAUUCAAUGUCUGCUUUUUUAAAAUAUUUUUACCCAUCUACCAAUAGGUGUCCUUCUUUGCGAGGCAUUGGAAAAGCUCCCUGGUCUUUGUGAUUGAAUCUGUGUUUGAAAUUCACUGCCCGAAUGAGGGACAAUUAUCUGUAUGUGUGAGGUACAGAGAUGAGUUAAUAAUUAAAAAAUCUUGUUAAACUUAUUAUGUGACUUGUUAAGCAAAUGUUUAGGCUUGCCAUAAGAAAGCAGUGGAAUACUUAUUGACUUAAGACAUUUCAGCUUUUCAUUUUUUAUUAAUUAGUAAAAAUGUCUAAACAUAAUUCCACUUUGACAUGGGGUAUUGUAUGUAGGCCAGUGACACAAAACCUCAAUUUAAUUUGAAAUUCAGGCUGUAACAACAAAAUGUGAAAAAAGUCAAGGGGUGUGAAUACUUUCUGAAGGCACUGUAUAUUACAUACAGUAUAUUAUAGCAGUGACACGUUUGCACACACUUGCAUACACACACAUUCAUGCACAGGCACACACACAAACAUAAUUGUGAAGUGUCAUUGUAGCUGUAAAAUGCCCUCGCAAACCUCUCACUGGCCUGUCUGUGACUGUGUGUGACAGCGUACCAGGGAGAGGGUGAAUGAGAGAGGGAGAGGGUGAAUGAGAGAGGGAGAGGGUGAAUGAGAGAGGGUGAAUGAGAGAGGGAGAGAAAGAGAAUGAAAGAGGGGGAGAAUGGAAAAGCGACAGAUGGAACAAGAGUGAGCCAACACCAGUGAUUUAAGAGAAGUGGUGUAAAGUACUUAAGUAAAAAUACUUAAGUAGUUUUUUGGGGGGUAUCUGUACUUUUCCCACCACUGAUGAAGGGAGAGGGAGAUAUUUUAUGACUGUGAUACUUACCCUGGCCUCCCUUUCCUCUUCUGUUUUACAGCAUUAUUCGAGGAAUUGCAGGGCCUGGACAUUUUCUUGGCAGAGCUCUACAAGUGAGUACUGCGCCAUCUACUCCCCUACAGCACCCCUCUGCUCGCUCUCUAGGCUGCCUCUGCACCUGGCGUGUGUGUGUGAACGACUGUGUUUGAGUGUGUGUGUUUGUGUGUGGCGCCGUCAGCUCCCUGUGUGUGUGCGAGCGUGUGUGUGUCGACCUUGGACCAAAGUCUACAGGGUUGGCCCCAUCGAUCUGAUAACUGGCAUCACAGUCAGAUUACUGUUUCUAAACUGGCUGAAGUCUAUCUAUCUAGGCCAGUCCCCUUUCCCCCUUACUCUUUAUAAUAGUGACUGGCACUGUCCUCUCUCUCUCGCUCUCGCUCUCGCUCUCGCUCUCACUCUCUCUCUCAAUCCCCUUCUUCUCUGUACCUCUUGCCCUCUAUCUAACCCAUUAUCUCUCGAUCUCUCCAGGCAUCUGGACAGCAGUAGUAAUGAGAGGCCUGACAUCAGUGCUCUCCAGAGAAGGGUCAAGGUACAGAUUCUACACACGUGUUUCCAUAGCAAUUAGAGAAACAUUAUACAAUAUGUCCACAUGUGUCCCUGAAUAGUUACAGGUUUCAGUUUUGUCUUUAAACCAUAUCAUUCCCAACUGGGGACUUAUAUGGUCUUAUAACCCCUCAGUAAAUUCCUGAAAAUAGGCUUUGAUCCUCCUCCCGUCCCGUCGAAGGCUUGGAUAUACCGGAACACAAGUCGUUGAAUUUCCAUUGUCCUCCUAGAGGAAUUUUGUAUUUAACCAGGAAAAUACCCUUUAGAGGGGGACCUGGCAAGAGGUCAGCAGGAAGUAGUCAGCAUGUAAACGUAACACAAGAGCACAAUACCAUACAUUUAAAACAUAUCUGACAAUGGUCAUCAUGUUCUUCUAUCAGAGCUUGAAAUAUUGUCUGAGUGUCUUUUGGCUGAGUAUCUUUACUAAACCCAGUGUUGUUCUCCCCUCCCCAGAAAGUGACCCAUGACAUGGACAUGUGCUAUGGUAUGAUGGGUAGUCUGUUCAGGUCUGGCUCCAGACAGACUCUGUUUGCCUCUCAGGUGAUGCGCUAUGCUGACCUGUACGCUGCCUCCUUCAUCAACCUCCUGUACUAUCCCUUCAGCUACCUCUUCAGAGCUGCACACGUACUGGUGAGUCACUUACUUUAUUGAAUUAGUUUGUUGAUUCUUGCUAACAGUUUACAAAAAAAACUGAAGAAAUGCAGCAUUUACAGAAUAAAAUAUUGUAGAGAAAAUAGCAUAAGAUACAGCCCUUUCUUUUCUUAAUUGGAAAUUAAGAUGCACAUGAAUCAACAUUUCCGGCUAGUUUAAUUAGAAAUAUACAGUACUUGACUCUUAUUAACUUAGACUGAACCCUUACAUAGUCUGGCACCCAUCUAGCUGAAAAACUGACAUGCAGAGUGAAAUUUGCAUUAGAGUUGGUAUUUAUGAGGGGGAGUUAUCCUCUCAUUUCAAUUCAAUACAAAUGUCUUUACCAGACAUAUUAUCUGAAACAUUCACAUCACAUACACACAAUAAUCAAUAUUCUGUAUAACAAGUUCAACGCAUGGUAAUAAUAUUUUUAUCAUAAAAACGUAUUGGUGAGCUGAAACUCUCUUUACUAGCUAUUAGCCAACUGGAAGUGGUCGGAGUUGACUUUGGUAGUAGCCUCUCUCCUCACCCUCUCUCUCUCUCUCUCUCGCUGUCUCUCUCUCUCUCUCCCCCCUUCCCAGAUGCCCCACGAGUCAACGGUGGAGCACGCGCACAUCGACACGGACACCGAGUCCCCCCUGGCCACACGCAACCGCCACUGCACCGACAGCAAGGACCUGGAGUGCUGUAGCAACAAGAACCGCAGCCAGCUGACCCGGUCCAUCAGUGAGAUCAAACCCCCCAACAUGUUCCCCCAGACCCCCCAGGAGAUCACCCACUGCCACGAUGAAGAUGAUGAUGAGGAGGAGGAAGAGUAGAUGGAGAGAUAGAGGAGGAGUGAAAAACCGGCUUGAUUCCUUCCUGAUGAUUCCCUAAGGGGUUUUAGGAUAUAUAUACUUAUAGGUAGUUAUAGACUAUACUGUAGUCUAUAGAAGUCCACAGUAGAAGUCAAUGCAGGAUACAUUGGAAUGAGGGGGGAGGGGAAAUUGACAUUGUGAUGUAUCUAUAGGAGAUUUAUAUAUAGAGAAAUUGAGCUACUUUUUAUACUAGAGAUGUAUGAGUAUGCGAGUGUCUGAGAUCUAUAGGUUUUAUUCAUCAGAUCAGUCAACUGUAUGUUACUACAGUAACAGUUGCUGCUUGUUUCUCAAAAAAACGUUGCCCCGUGCCCACCACUUUUCAAGUUUUAUGUUUUCAAUGGUUGUUUUUCUAUGAUGGAAUGGGAAAAGGUUGACUUGAAGUUGGUACUUUUUUUAGUUGAUGAAGCUAAAACCGUUUUUACGGCAUGUGAUGUUGUAGCAGACAGAUAUACAUGAAUACACACAAGAAGCAAAUAUUACAAACACGACUUUUCUCUAUACUGACCUUACACAGUGUCUGGUCAUAGAGAAUCACUUUUUGUGUGUGUUUACAUAGUAUACCAUAAUGUAGGCACCAUACUGUAGUUUGAAUGUGAAGCGCUAAGGCAGAAUAGCCUUUGCCAAACAGUAUGUACAGUACUGUAUAUAAACUCUAUAUACUGUUUUGCUGUUAUCCUUUUGAAAUGAAAGAAAGUGUUCUAGCCUUGCGGUACUGGCGUUGAAAGAACACGAUUAUCGAGCAACAUGGAAAUCCAAAAACAUGGUCCAAAAAGUAUUUUCUCACUGUUUGUUAUUUUUAUACUUUUUUUGCAGUAUAAUUCCUCCCGUCGUGACUCUGCAAAACACAGCUUGUGUGUGUCUGGCCUUGGCCAAUCAAAAGUUGAUUUUACGUCGUCCUGAGCGACUAUAACCAAGGCAUCCAUAAUUGUACUAAAGAACAGUGUGGUGUAUGUUUUGGGUUAUACAAAGCACAAGUCUGAUUGUGGGUAACUAAUUGUCAAUAUUAGCUCAAUAUGACAUGAAGCGUGUUGUCUAUUUAAAGGAUGGUGCACAUAAUGUAAUCUGUGACUCUGUAUGGCUAAUUUCAACUGACGUUUUGAAAUGCAUGUUGUUUCUAGGCAACCGUGUGUACAGGGUAACAGUUAUGCUGUAUCUGUACAGAUGGGCUCAAUGGCAACUACAGUGUAUGUGGAUUGUCACAUAGGCCUAAUGCUGCGGCACAUAACAUUGUAAGCUAUGGAGAGGCUGUGACCAGUAUUACUGUUCUCAUACAUUAUACUGUAAAAUGCAAGACAUUCAUCUUGCAAAGACCAUUUUCUUGUUCUCCUGUAGGAUGAUAUGAGAUAUCGAAACCUGCGACAUCGUUACACUAUGUACAGCUAACAUGUAGUAGUAGUUUACCUUUUUUACUAAGCUUGGAGUUGUUUUGUUGGGGAUUCUCUUGAAUAUUACAUCGUAACAGUUUUAUUUUUCAUUGCAAUAGAACCGCUUUAGUUAGAACUGUCAUUCACCCCUACCUAACCGUGUGCCAUGUGUGAUUAAUAUGGUCUAGUGUUUCCCAAGUAAUUAUUUGCAGUUAACAUAGAGUACGUUAUGUAAUAGGAACAGACCUGGGUUCAAAUACU